Messenger RNA from Coccinella septempunctata (seven-spotted ladybird), 2331 nucleotides. RefSeq names its product protein white-like. The record is from RefSeq and is a predicted model, not a curated record. Gene Ontology annotation, molecular function: ABC-type transporter activity; ATP hydrolysis activity; ATP binding. Bases 460 to 2331 code for a protein of 623 amino acids. NCBI's taxonomy places the organism in Eukaryota, Metazoa, Arthropoda, Insecta, Coleoptera, Coccinellidae. Gene Ontology annotation, cellular component: plasma membrane. The transcript has 13 exons.
CUUUAGGCCUCAAAAUUACUGAAAGUAGUGCUUCUGUUUGAACAGAAAGAAAUAUUAUUUAUUACACUGUAAACACAACACCACAGCGGAAGCGUCUGUUUAUUCUGAGGAUAAGGAACAAUCUGCUGAGUUACACACUUGAAAAUGUGGUUGACAAUGAAUCAUUGGUAUCUUUUCGACGGAGAAUUUUUUCAUAUUCCCUUCUAUGUUGAAUAAAACAUAAACUGAAAGUUUCACAGGAACAAUAUGACGACGUAUUUGCUGUAGGAAAAGAAGAAAUCAUUCAGCUAAUUCUGAAAUUUGUUCAUCAGCACUGAUUCUGUAGUCUUUUGUGAAACUAUUCUUUUGGAGUCGUAUCAUUGGUUUUUUACAGUCCUUCCUGGAAAAGGCAGUAAAUAAUUCGUUUUCAUAUUAUGUUGAGAUGAAAAGGAUAACAUAUGCGACUGGCAAAAAUAAAAUAUGGCACCUUAUUUGACGAAUUAUGACGAUAAAAGGACUGGAAAUAAUAACGAAAUUCAGAACCACAUAACAUUUUCUUGGAGGCAUAUAAAUGUAACAACUAAUAAAUUUUCUCCUCCAAAUAUCGAAACAAAAAAUGAGAUUCUGUUAAGAGAUGUAACUGGCGUUGCAUAUCCAGGAGAACUGCUUGUAAUCCUGGGACCCAGUGGAGCUGGAAAAACCACCCUUUUGAAUUGUCUGACACUCAGAAACCUACAAGGGCUCUCAAUCUCUGGUUCUGUUUCAAUUAACAACAAGCCUGUCACUAAGUGUGACUUGUCGUCUGUUUCAGCUUAUGUGCAACAAGAAGAGCUUUUUAUAGGAUGUUUGACUGUAAGAGAACAUCUGAUAUUUCAGGCUUUGAUGAGGAUGAAAGGCAGUUAUUCACAGAAAUUAGAACGAGUUGAAGAAGUGCUUCUGCAGUUAUCCCUAAAGGAUUGCGAGAACUGUCAGAUAGGAAUACCUGGCAUAAUUAAAGGGAUUUCUGGUGGAGAAAGGAAGAGGUUAGCCCUUGCUUCGGAAUUCCUGAUGAAUCCUCUCUUGAUCUUUUUCGAUGAACCUACCACUGGUUUGGAUUCUUAUAUGUCUUUGAACGUGGUGCAUACUAUCAAACGUAUAGCUAAGGGUGGCAGGACAGUUAUUGCAACCCUCCAUCAACCAUCAUCCGAGAUUUUCCAUCUGAUCGAUAAAAUCUGUUUGGUGGCGGAAGGAAGGAUUGUUUUCUUGGGAACAACAUCUGAGGCUACAGAUUUCUUUACGAAACUCCAAAUUCCAUGUCCUCCGAACUUCAAUCCAGCCGAUUAUUAUGUUCAACUCCUUUCUGUAAUACCAGGAAAAGAGGAGAGAUGUAUGGAGACUGUUAAAAACAUUUCUGAUGCUUUUCAAGCUUCGAAGAUUGCGAGGAAAAUUGAGGAUAUGGCUGAAAACGGAAUGGACACAGGAGCACCGUUGGCGGAAAAAAGUGUGAAGAGAAUUUACAAUACUGGUUGGUUUACUCAAAUGAGGGGAUUAUUUUGGAGGAGUUGGCUUACUGUUGUCAAGAAUCCAGAAUCUACAACGAACAGAAUUCGUGUUGUAUUUAUGGAAUCAUUCCUAAUUUUCAUAAUCUAUAAUGGACUGAUUUUGAACCAAGCAGGAAUAGCGAACAUGGAUGGUGUAUUGUCUUACCUCUUGAUAACACUGUCUUUCCAAGAAGUUUUUUGUGCGAUAGGUGCUUGUUGCUGGGAAAAAACUUUAUUCCUUAAAGAGCACAGUGAUGGAUUGUACAGAACCGACGUUUACUUUAUAUCGAAAAUUAUUUGCGAACUACCUAUGUCUUUUCUGUGCGAUAUUAUUCUAACGACUGUUUGUUAUUCGACAUUUGGAUCGAUAAUGAACGUAGGAAUGGGAGAAUAUUUGACUGCGUUAUUGAUUUCUGUUUUACUUGGUCAGACUGCACAAGGCUUAGGAUAUAUCAUUUCGUUUUUGGCCCCUAACGUUGACUCAGCACCUGCCUACGUGAAUAUAAUAGUUGUUCCAUUAAUGAUUUUAGGAGGGAUAUUUUUGAAUGUAAGCUCUAUACCUGUUUACUUAAAAGUGGUAUCAGACUUUUCUUGGUUCAAGUACGCGUAUGAAGCUUUUAUGAUAAAUUUAUGGUCUACAAUUGAAUAUAUACCCUGCAGCACAAAUUCAACAUCGACAUGUCUGAAUGAUGGCUAUCAGGUGCUGAAAAGCCUCUCUAUAAGUGUCGACGAAUUCUGGUUAUCGAUUAUCAACCUUGUCGUUUUAGCAAUUGUUUUUAGAGUUUUCGCUUUUUUAAUUUUGUUGAAAAAAGCAUCUUAUUCUGAUCCUUAA